AUGACCACCGACAAGGACAUAUCAAAAGAAAACUUCAUUGAGGAUGUUCGAGGGCACACUCCUGUUGACCUUCUGGAACAACAGAACGCCGACGAAGUGUUCACUCCAAAAGAAGCCCGGGACAUUGUGCGCAAGAUCGACUGGCGACUGAUCGUGCCCCUCGGCCUGAUGCUAGGUGCCAACUUGAUAGACAGAACCAACUUGGGAAACACCUCGAUCGCCGGGAUGACAGCUGAUCUAGAGCUCAACGUCGGCAGUCGCUAUAACAUCAUCCUGCUGGUGUUUUUCGGACCGUACGUGUUGGCACAACUCCCAUGUGCCAUCAUUGUACGCAAAUGGGGACCACGAACAUAUCUUCCGCUGAUUACCCUGCUCUGGGGAAUCGUUAUGCUGUCUUUUGCCUUUGUCCGAGACUGGCGAGUCAUGAUCGCUCUCCGCGUGCUCCUCGGUGUUGUGGAAGCAGGACUGUUUCCGGGCGCUAUUUAUCUUUUGUCUUUGUGGUAUACAAGAUAUCAGGUAUACAAGCGGUACUCAUCUUUCUACCUGAUCUCAGUCAUUGGAGCCGCAUUCUCCGGAGUGCUGGCAUACGUCUUCUCUUUGAUGAAGGGCCUUGGUGGACUCGAGGCUUGGCGCUGGAUCUUCGUCAUGGAAGGCUUGAUCACGAUCAUCAUAGCAUUCAUCGGCUAUGCGAUGAUGGUAGGCGUUCCUCAGGAUUCACACAAAGCCUGGAAAUUUCUCAGCAAGGAAGAGGAAGACUACAUUCUCCGCACUCUCGAGAACGACCGUCACGAUGCGGAACAAAAUGAGGAAUUCCAAUGGGGCAAAUUCCUCAGACCAGCUACGGAUCCGAAGAUCUGGGGCUUUGGAUUUUUGUUUUUCUUCUCAACCAUUGUGGCCUACGCCAUCUCAUACUUUCUUCCCAUCAUCCUGUUGAGGCAAUUGAAAUUCGAACUCGGCGUCGCUCAGCUCCUGAGCACUCCGCCUUUCAUUUGGGCAUGCAUCCUCAUGCUCAUAGAGGCUUGGCUUGGUGACUGUUAUCAUAUUCGCGGUCCCAUUAUUAUGUGCAAUUCAAUUCAGUCCAUUGUCGGAUUAUGCCUUCUGGCCUGGACAAGCACGCCAGGUGUACAGUACCUGGGCGUCUGCUUCGUCGCCGGAGGGUGCCAUCCUAAUCUACCUGCUGUCAUCACGUGGCAAGCGAACAACGUCCGCGGUCAAUGGAAGCGGUCCUUCUGCAGUGCUUCUCUCAUCGCUAUGGGAGGCGUGGGAGGAAUUGUAGGGUCUGUCGUCUAUCGAGCUAAGGACGCACCGAGAUACUUGCCGGGAAUUUAUGCCAGCAUUGUGUGCUAUGUGCUCACACUUAUUGUCAGCGGCAUGAUGAUGUUGUAUUUCUCCCGAGUUAACAAACAGGCUGAUAAUGGACACAGGCUGAUUGAAGGAUUGGAAGGUUUCAGAUAUACACUCUAA
This is a messenger RNA of Exophiala aquamarina CBS 119918, 1464 nucleotides long. RefSeq lists its product as uncharacterized. Gene Ontology annotation, biological process: transmembrane transport. The record is from RefSeq and is a predicted model, not a curated record. Gene Ontology annotation, cellular component: membrane. Lineage: Eukaryota; Fungi; Ascomycota; Eurotiomycetes; Chaetothyriales; Herpotrichiellaceae. The coding region runs from base 1 to 1464 and encodes 487 amino acids. Gene Ontology annotation, molecular function: transmembrane transporter activity. The transcript is spliced from 5 exons.